Molecule: messenger RNA, 1506 nt
Organism: Fomitopsis serialis
Lineage: Eukaryota; Fungi; Basidiomycota; Agaricomycetes; Polyporales; Fomitopsidaceae
Exons: 3
Coding region: 1-1506 (501 amino acids)
Source: RefSeq, a predicted model, not a curated record
AUGUCCGACCCCCAGCCUGAGCCUAGUCAUCUUCCCGCUUCUCCCGACAUCUCGCACGCACGCACCACGCAAUGGAGUGCCGACGGGAAAAUUGAUGACGAUCAGAGCAGUGCCGAUGAACAGGACGACGAGAUGUGGAGUACCGAUGAGCAGAGCAGUGAGGAAUCCAGCGCCGAUGACUGGAGCUACGAAGGCUUCAACGUUACCGGAAUACGGAUCUUCAGAGGCUGGUGGGACGCCCGUUUUCAGGACACCCUGCCCCUGGCCCUCUCAGAUCGCAUCCCGCUCGAGGUCUUCGAGUUCGUCAUCGACGCGAUGAUCGGUGAUCAGCCCACAUCGGCCGCGGCCGCGCUGGUCUGCACAAUGUGGUAUCCUCGCGCGAUGCACAGCCUCUACUAUGCCGUCGAGAUUCGCAGCCGCACCAACUUCAACAUACUGUUCAAGCAGUGCCACGCGUCCCCACGCGUCAAGCAGUCGCUCGCGAGCACAUGCCGGCUACUGGCCAACUUCGGAGGACAUCACAACCUUCAAGCACUACCAUCCGCACUCGUUGGUGUGAUGCCUCGUGUACGCAUCCUUCACAUCGAGAAUGGAAGACUUCGUUUCAUCCGCGCGGACUUCUUCCUUGCCCUGUCGAGGUUCAAGUCUGUCACGUCGUUGACACUUGGCCAUUGCCUACUAAACAACAUCACGCAGCUACGGCAGAUUGUAUCUGCCUUCCCUCAGCUUACAGACCUCACAAUAGAUGUUAGGUUCGCUCAGGAAGGUGCUGCCAGUUACGCGGGAGCCCCACCAUUUCAGCCAUCAUCUCACAUUCGUCUUCGAUACCUUAACAUUGACGUACACCGCCAAGAAAUCAUGGCGAUGUUCCUCGACUGGAUGACGCAAUCAGGCCUCUGCACCUCACUUGCGGGUCUGACAUUUCGGCAGGACGCAGACUACGGGCCUCCCUCCGUGGGCCACACACCACUCAGUAGCAAACUCCUCGAAGCGGCAGGGGCAUCGUUGACCCGUUACUGGGAAGUACUUGACCACGACAAUGCAUACCGUUUCCAAAGCAAUCUGUUGCAAAACACCUCACUGCGAUCCUGGAACUUCACACUGCGAGCCAUGGAGCACUCUACCAGAGACAUGUACACGGGGCAGACUUACAGGGCGUGGAUUGAAGCAAUCCACGACUUAAGUGACAUCUUCUCCACCAUCCGAAGCCGUCAGCUCGAGCGCAUCGCGGUCUGCGUUCCACUUGUCUUCGACUACAACUUUCUCGCCUAUGAGAAGCCCAGUGCUGUCCUCAAGUCACUCAAUCUAGAGGGCCUGCAUGAAGUCAUGAGCCGGCCAUACUUCGACGCAUUGCAGGAUGUCGAGGUGAGGACGUACCUGAGUCAUCGAAUGGAUCCUUCCGUGGACGUGGUCAUAUCCGAGGAUAGGCUCGAGCCCAUUUUCGGUGGCAUAUUGCAGCCAUGGUCUGCUCGUGGCGUCGUCACCGUCACCUACAGGGGCCAUUGA